Messenger RNA from Diaporthe amygdali, 1554 nucleotides. RefSeq lists its product as uncharacterized. Gene Ontology annotation, molecular function: carbohydrate:proton symporter activity. Lineage: Eukaryota; Fungi; Ascomycota; Sordariomycetes; Diaporthales; Diaporthaceae. Bases 1 to 1554 code for a protein of 517 amino acids. The transcript is spliced from 3 exons. Gene Ontology annotation, biological process: carbohydrate transport; transmembrane transport. Gene Ontology annotation, cellular component: membrane. The record is from RefSeq and is a predicted model, not a curated record.
AUGAAGCUCCUCCGUUCCAUCAAACAGACAAAGCUCAUACGACCGCCACGUCACAUCGAGCCGGGCGCCAAACGGCACCCAAGCGCGAGAUAUGUCUACUCGCUCACCGCCUUCGUCUCGCUGGGCGGCUUUCUCUUUGGUUGGAACCAAGGAGUCAUGGGCAUGAUCGUCGCAGACGAGCGCUGGGCCAUUCUCAUGGGCCACCCCAGCGACUGGGCCAUCGGGCUGGUCGUCAGCAUCUACAACCUCUCGUGCGCCGCGGGCGCCAUGAGCGCAGGUUAUGCCGCCGACAUCCUGGGCAGGGAGCGCACGCUCUCCAUCGCGGCGUGCCUGACCAUCCUCGGCGCGCUCGCCCAAGCCGCCAGCUCGACCAUCGCGCAGAUGACGGCCGGGCGGCUGAUCAUCGGGCUGGGAAUAGGGGCAUUCGCAGCCGGCGUGCCGCUGUACAUCUCCGAGAUCAGCCCGCCGGGCCUGCGCGGCCGCGUCGUCGGAAUAGAGCUCAUGAUCCUUUGCUUCGCCGAGAUGGCCGUCUUCUUCCUCGACUACGCCUGCUUUCUCUUGAUCGAGUCUGACGGCUGGUGGAGACUCCCCCUUGUCCUGCAGGUCGCGCCCGCCGCCCUACUGGCUGUCGGCUGUUGGCGCUCGUCUUGGGUGCCGCCGUCGCCGCGCUGGCUUGUCGCUCAGGAGCGCUACGAUUGCGCUCUGGAGGUGCUCACGCGCUUGCAUGGGAGCGAGGCGGCCGAGAUAGAGAUGCGUGAGAUCACGGACACGGUCGGCGAGGAGGAGGCCGCUGGAGACAUGGCGCAGGCUGGUUGGGCGGAUAUGUUCAAGGGCCCGGUGCUUCGUGUUACGCUGCUUGGGGUCACUAUUCAGUUCCUACAGCAGGCUACCGGGACGAAUGCGAUCUUCUACUAUACGCCGCAGCUGUUUCACAAUGGAGGCAUCACCGACCCCAAGAUUGCGAAUCUGGCAACGAGCGGUGUGGGCGUAGUGUUGUUUCUAUCGUCGUGGAUCCCCAUUUUCUACUACGACCGACUAGGCCGGAAGACCUGGUUGCAGCUGGGUCUCGUGGGCAUGUUUACCGCUCUCAUUGGCAUCGCUGCACUGCAGAGGCACGCAGAGAGCCACCCUGGUGACCCCAAGAACUAUGCGAUCAUUGCAUUCCCAUUCCUGUUCUUCACGUGUUUCAAUGCGUCGUGGAGCUCGGGAAGCUGGCUCUACGCAGCUGAGAUCUUCCCUAUCUCCCUGCGGUCGAAAGGAAACGCCCUCUGCACUGCAUCGCUCUGGAUAGCCAACUUCCUAGUUGCCCAAGUGACACCGCCCAUCAUGACUGCCAUAUCGUGGGGUCUCUAUCUGAUACUGGCUGCAAUCAACGUCAUCGCUUUUGUGUUUGUCCGCUAUUGCCUUGUCGAGACGCGAGGCAAGACUCUCGAGGAGAUGGCGUCACUCUUUGGCAUUGAAGAGAAGGUCCCCGGGGGACAAAACGAUAGGUCUUCAGAGCGUCGUGAAUUAUUGUGGGCAGACCCUGUAGACGAAGUUGAAGAUGAGCCAUAG